This is a messenger RNA of Penicillium manginii, 2325 nucleotides long. RefSeq lists its product as uncharacterized. The record is from RefSeq and is a predicted model, not a curated record. The coding region runs from base 1 to 2325 and encodes 774 amino acids. Lineage: Eukaryota; Fungi; Ascomycota; Eurotiomycetes; Eurotiales; Aspergillaceae. The transcript is spliced from 2 exons.
AUGUCGGUGAACGACCUACCCCCCUCUGCGGACCCAACGAUAUCCCAUACCAAUCAGCCAUAUGCAUCUGAUCUCGAAGAUCUCGACAAUCGACUAAAGCGCCUAUCGGAGGACGUUUUUCCUCUUCACCCUUACCUUCUCACUCUACCGACGAAUGCCCCAUUUCGUCUGGGCUCCCGUUCCGCGAACAAUUGGGCUGUUGGACAUGACCGGCCGUUCACCUCGGACGAACAGCAGCUUCAGUAUAUGACCUUCUUGACACACGACAGCGGCGAUUCUUUGCUUUUGGCUGUUGGCGAUUGGUCGGACGAGUCUGGACGCAUGAUGGCCGAUCGUCCUAGGAUCACAACCACAACCGAGAAUUCUCGAGACGCAGUCUCCAAGAAGAAAAUCAGCCUGAAAGAUUACAAUACUCAGAAAGUCACUAGCACCUCCGUCGCCACACCUACACCUCCACCUCCGGAAAAUCACAGUCGAGAGCGCCCAGCACACGCGAAUAAACGCGAAGGGGGAGCUAAGGCGCGCGCGACAACUCCAACCCCAGACCUCUCGAUCUCGAGCGACAAGCUUGAAACAAGAUCAAUUCCUACAAAACCACUAUCGCAACACCGAUCACUAUCACCCACUAAGGAUUCGCAUUUCUCUAAGAAACGGCCUUCGGCGUCACACGCAGAUUUCACCUCAAACUCACACCCACGAUCAUCAAAGGGCUCGGAAACAAUGCACUCCCCAAAAAAGCCGCGACUCUCCCCCGAGAAGGACCAGCGCAGCGACAACCCCCCCAACGAAGUCUUCGCGCUCUCCACGGCUUCCUACAUUGAGAAAGAGCUGGCUAAGAUUGGCGGGCACUCUCCUGUCCGUCAUACUUCCCCGAAACGCGAAAAUGCUGCGAUAAGGACAAAACGCAAUGAUGAGACUCAAAAUAAGACCCCCAUAUCGACAUACGUGAACAGCAGCAAUUCGAGUCAGCAAGGCGGAGGCGGUCGUGCAGGUCCAUCACUCAAAGACAAAGACGCGGUUGCGCCCAAUCCACCAAGGCGCAUUGUGACUCUCAAGUAUGGGAAGUCAAAUCGGAAGCUUGUCGAAGGCCUUCUUAAGUUUGCUGGGAAAAAGAAAGCUUAUCCGACGAAUUCUACACCUAGCGCGGACACGGAUCCCGAUGAUGUCUCCCACCCUCACGCUGAAAGGAGGAGAGAAGACCCCAGCCAAUUGCGCAAUAGUGUCUCGUCCAAAAAGAUCAAGACCAAGGCUAGACACGAAGCUGACGAGACCGUCGGCUCUAACUCUGCUGCUGGUCGAGCCCGAGAGCGAGAUGCCAAGGUGUCCAUCGACAAACCUACCACCCCAGCAUUCCAUCCACCAACCCACGACCGAACCAAACAAAACACACUGACGCCAGUCAAGGACCUCAAGGGCAUGGUGUCCCGCCAUGGCGAACCAGGUGAUGGCGACGGCAAAACACCAAUCAACCUGACAAACAAGCGAUACUCCACGGACCUGGGAGUGAAAGGAUCGCCCUCGCAGCCAGAAAGCCGAUCUCGCGACAGCGAUCGUCGCGCCUGGCGAGAUGAGUUCCAAAAAUUCAGCGGUAUCGGUCGAGAAUUGAAACACGCCUCAGAGCGUUAUACAGCCAUGACAGGACCUUCAAUUGAGGACGAGAAAUUAUCCGUCGUCACCGCUAUCGAAGCAAUCCUGUCCUUUAUACUUGCAUUCCUCGCUGAUAACCAGUGCAAGUCCCUUGCGCGACAAGGCGGUGAUUCCUCAUCGUGGGUCUCUAUCCUGGCUUAUUGGCGCGUGGUCAGGAAAAAGAGCGUUGCAUAUCCGGUAUUACAUGGGCUCUCUUUACUUCUUGGCGCUGUAUCGUACGAGGCUAUACAUGCGUUGGAUCUUGAACGUCUUGCUCUCAGUCCGUUACCAGGAGAACACACCCCGGCCCCUACACCUGGUGCCGGCGGCGGUGAUAGUACUAGUCAUGCUACCCCGGCCCCGCCAGACGACUACAAGAAAGCGUGGGAAAAGAUCUCUGAACUGAGAAAUCGCCUUCCGGAGUGUUAUCGGGAGUCCCAGAAACUUUGGCUGGAAGGAUCCAGGAGUCUCUCUGAAGAUGUUCUCGGUCAAGAGUUUCCCAAUACCUGGUCACGACGAUCGCAUAAUUUUGCUGAACGAGGCAGGAUACCUCUACGAGCUGGUGAAUAUGCCGGUGACUAUUUCCUCCCUCUUGGGGGAAUCACUCAGCCUAUUGAGAUUGUGCGGUUUAGUUGGUCGAUUCUUCAUGAAUGGUGCGAGCAGGAGGGCAUUCAUUGGAAUGAACGGCUCGUUCUUUGA